ACCGCCGACGUAGAGACCGGAAGCACAUGCUGCUGCGCUGCUGCUAGUGAUGUUUUUGUUAUCUGACAUGUAAACGGUGGUGAUUUUGUGUGUUUUUAUAAAUUAAAUUUAGGUUAGAGACUGAAAAUGGCAGCAACAGUGGCUACACCCGUCACUCCAACUGAACAUGAGUCCGACCGGUGUGGGAGCGAGGAGGAGUGCCGCGGGGCCGAGGCCGAGGAGGAGAGCAGUCAGCAGCAGAUAGGCCCCGCCGCCACCGUGACCCACACCCGGCUGUCCAAACUGCCGCUGGCCCGCAUCAAGGCGCUCAUGAAGACCGACCCAGACGUGUCACUGGCCAGCCAGGAGUCCGUUUUUAUCAUCGCUAAAGCCACGGAGUUAUUUGUUGAGAUGAUUGCCAAAGAUGCCAUGGUGUAUGCACAGCAAGGAAAGAGGAAAACUUUACAAAGGAAAGACCUGGACAACGCAAUAGAGGCCAUAGAUGAAUUUGCAUUUCUUGAAGGCACACUCGAUUAAAAACCUCUAAAGGAGAAAAGAACAUGGAAUACCUGGAGCCACUGAAGACUUUUCUGUUUUGUUACAGGGAUGGGAUUUUUUUGUGAAAAUCUUUGUGGUACUUUUCUAACUCAGAAUCUCUAAUUGGAUGUUUCACAGUUGUUUUUAUACAGAUUUCCAUUAAGACUUUUCCAAUUUACCUUUGAAGACUUCAGUGGUAAUGUAAAUUUGUGUAAAUAUCUGUCAAAUACUACUGUACAAUGAAAUAAAACGAAGUUUUGGACAAAAUA
This is a messenger RNA of Cheilinus undulatus (humphead wrasse), 785 nucleotides long. RefSeq names its product polymerase (DNA-directed), epsilon 4, accessory subunit (gene pole4). Gene Ontology annotation, cellular component: epsilon DNA polymerase complex; nucleus. Gene Ontology annotation, molecular function: protein heterodimerization activity. The coding region runs from base 127 to 516 and encodes 129 amino acids. The transcript is spliced from 4 exons. NCBI's taxonomy places the organism in Eukaryota, Metazoa, Chordata, Actinopteri, Labriformes, Labridae. The record is from RefSeq and is a predicted model, not a curated record.